GUUUAUAAUAACGGAUCGUUUUUAUAAAACAAGUGACUUUCAUAUUUUGUUGUUUCUUAACCUUUUUUAUUCCCAGAAUAAAAAAGAUAUAUGAAAUGAAAUAGAAAGAGCAUUUAUCAAUAAGUUUAUUGUUAAAUAUAAUAAAGUCAAUAAUAUUUAAACGUAACAAUCUCUCAUAGUUGAACCAUAAAAAGGCGUGAGAGAAGGUGAUUAUUUAUUGGUAUUUACAUUAACAUUAUUUCAUUAAAUUUUGACGAUGAAAAUCAUCAUUCGGACUAAAGAUUAAAAAAAAAUAAUAAAAAUUGACUUCUUGAUGGGAAAAAGUAUUCAAAUAUUUAUAGUGUUAACAUGCCUGUUAUUGCACGUGCUCGUUGUGGAGUUAAAGACGACAAAUACCGGCGACUAUGAAGAUUCAUACUUUGGUCAAAGGAUCAGGAAAGGUCGACGUUUACUUGGGUCUUCGACUGUAACAGAAAAUUCAACAACUGAUAUACCUACAACAACAGAAACGGUAAAUAUUACUGAGCAUUCAACAACAAUAAAAACAAUAACUAGUACCGAGCCGUCAAGUACAACAGAAGCAAUACCUACUACAGAUACAUCUACAACAACAGAAGCAAUAACUACUACAGAUGCAUCAAAAACAACAGAAGCAAUAACUUCUACUGAUGCAUUGACCACAUCAGAAGCAAUUAUUAGUACAGAUGCAUCAACAACAGCAGUUGAAGCAAUAACUACUACAGAUGCCUUGACAACAACAGAAGCAGUGACUACUACUAGUCCAACAUCAACUACAACAGACACAAUAACUACUACAGAUGCAUCAACUACUACAAACGCAUCAACAACAACAGACACAAUAACUACUACAGAUGCAUCAACAACACCAGAAGCAAUAACUACUAGGGACGCAUCAACAACAACAGAAGCAAUAACUAUUACGGACGCAUCAACAACAACAGACGCAAUAACUUCUACAGAUGCAUCAACAACCACAGAAGCAAUAACUUCUACUGAUGCAUCAUCAACAACAACAACAGAAGCAAUAACUACUACAGACGCAUCAACAACAACAGAAGCAAUAACUACUACAGAUGCAUCAACAACAACAGAAACAAUAACCUCUACAGACUCAACAACAACAGAUGUAUCAACAACAAUAACAGAAGCAAUACCUAAUACAGAUGCAUCAAGGACAACAGAAGCAAUAACUUCUACUGAUGCAUUGACCACAUCAGAAGCAAUUAUUAGUACAGAUGCAUCAACAACAGCAGUUGAAGCAAUAACUACAACAGAUGCCUUGACAACAACAGAAGCAGUGACUACUACUAGUCCAACAUCAACUACAACAGACACAAUAACUACUACAGAUGCAUCAACAACAACAGAAGCAAUAACUACUACUGAUGCAUCAACAACAACAACAGAAGCAAUAACUUCUGCUGAUGCAUCAUCAACAACAACAACAGAAGCAAUAACUACUACAGAUGCAUCAACAACAACAACAGAAGCAAUAACUACUACUGAUGUAUCAUCAACAACAGAAGCAAUAACUUCUGCUGAUGCAUCAUCAACAACAACAACAGAAGCAAUAACUACUACAGACGCAUCAACAACAACAGAAGCAAUAACUACUACAGAUGCAUCAACAACAACAGAAGCAAUAACUACUACUGAUGUAUCAACAACAACAGAAGCAAUAACUACUACUGAUGCAUCAACAACAACAGACACAAUAACUACUACACGAUGCAUCAACACAACAGAAGCAUAA
Molecule: messenger RNA, 1774 nt
Organism: Ruditapes philippinarum (Manila clam)
Lineage: Eukaryota; Metazoa; Mollusca; Bivalvia; Venerida; Veneridae
Product: mucin-2-like
Exons: 2
Coding region: 314-1774 (486 amino acids)
Source: RefSeq, a predicted model, not a curated record